Linum trigynum is the source of this 3137-nucleotide messenger RNA. The record is from the annotation of a GenBank genome assembly. Lineage: Eukaryota; Viridiplantae; Streptophyta; Magnoliopsida; Malpighiales; Linaceae.
AAUCGCAACUUCCAAACUCCAAACAACCCACAAUCACACAAACUAAUCGUUUUAUUUUACAAUCCAUCAAAUUUCCUGCAUAACUUCCAAACAACCUCUAGUUCUCUUUUUGUUACCCAAUUUACCGUUUCAUUAUUUUGUCGUUUGUGCCAACCGUUCUUCACCCACUCUUUCCCCACUUUCUCCUAUCGUCCUUGCUUAACUUUUCUAAUCUUUUAUUUUCCCGGGAACCCGCGAGUACAGCUGUUCCGAUUGCCGCUUCGAACAACCGCCGAUAUGAACAAUUAUGGCAGAGCAGAAGUCACUUUCGAUUUCGGCUUCAUCUCCCCGAUAGGCUCAGAAUCGAAAGCGCUAUCAGCGAAUGUUGUCUGCUACUGACUUCGCAGUUCAGGGCUUCAGGCUGGGGGAGCAAACAUGCAUAUGGAUGGCAGGAAGGUUUGCCGGCGAACAAAUUUGUUGCCGAGAUUCUGCAGCUGGACCUGGAUUUUGGGGGCUCUUUCAUCCCUACUGGUACUCUUCCCUGUCAAUUCUUUGUUUAGGUUAAUGGGUUCUCUCAAAGGUUGGUUGUGGACUUGUGGUUGUCGGCGCCAGCCAGGCAGCCAGCCUUAGAGGCCUUUCUGUCACUAUCUGUCGGUAUUGUCUGUAUCCCAACCAUGAUUCUCCCCCUUUUCCCCCAUUAUUUAUUUACUCCGCCGCUCUAUUCUUUACCAACUCUACUGUAUUUUAAGCACUUGAAGACAGUCUCUGGAGAUUGAUUCAAUCUAAGUUCAAUGAGUGAAGGAAUAGCAUUAUCAAAGCAAUCAAAACUGUUGCAAGCUGGAAGAAAUUAUAUAUACUUACCAUUUCCCUGCCUGACUUCCUUUUCCAGCCCACAGUUCCUUCCUUCCAGUGGCAUAACAACAAGGCAGAAUGAACGGAAGACCCCCACCACCACCACCUCACCCCACCCAUUAAACAGAUAAACCCCACACAGCACCGCACACCCAUUUCGCUUUCUUUUUUUUGUGUGGGUUGGUUUGAUUGAUUUAUUUGCUUUUGUUUCACAUUCAUUGGCUUUCUUUCUUCCUUUUCUCUCAACUCAACUCAACUCAGCUGAUAGCCUCUCUCCAGUCAAGUCUCAUUAGGCCUUUCUGAUUUUCAUACUGCAUUGCAUCUGGGAAAUGCGGCUGAAUUAAUUAUUCUUCUGCUUCAGUUGUCGCCUUCUCAAGCUCUAACUUACUUUCUCAUUGAAGAUCGAUCGAACCCAUCCGUCAGCCCAAUAUUUGCUCUGCUUGCUUACUUCCCUAUUCAGGUUCCUUCCUUCCUCAAUUCACCUACAUCUCUUAAAGCUUGAUUCUUUUGGUCCUUCUUCAUGCUUGCUGACAUAGAUAGAGAUGGGAUAUGGCAAUGCAUCUGUAUUGUAGUUUAACCUCUCUCCCAGAUACCAUGUACCACUUAGCAUUCCUUUUCCAGCUCUAACUUCCAAUUCUCCUCCUGCCUUGCCCUUUUGCUCUCUUAUCUAAUAAUCCUUUUUGCUCUUCUUUUAAUGCAGCUUCAAUCAAUGUUCGUUGCUGGUUAGUUGAUUUUGGAUUCUGUAGUGGGAAACUGGAUUCCCGUACCAUAUGUCAAAGACUCUUGCAAUCACCCUAGGUGGUGUUGCAGGAGCCGUGGCAUUGGUUGGGGUAAUAACAUUUUUCAUAUGGUGCUACUGCUGCAAAAACAAGAGUGUCUCCAGAACCUCCGAGACUGGAUCUUCUGACCAAUCUGUUCAAGCGGGAAGACAUGUUGGGGUUGAGCUGUCUGUACCAGAGGCAAAGAGGUUUGACAUGGAAGAGUUGUCUCUGGCCACCAAGAAUUUCAGCCACCAGAACUUGAUUGGUGUUGGCAAAUUUGGUGAGGUAUACAAGGGUCUGCUCAACAAUGGGAUGCUUGUUGCUGUGAAGAGCCGAUUUGGAGCUCCUACUCAAGAAUUUGUGGAUGAGGCACGGUAUCUUUCAGCCAUCCAACAUCGGAAUAUCGUGACUCUGUUUGGAUAUUGCCAAGAGAACAACAUGCAGUUCCUCGUCUAUGAAUAUGUACCUAAUGGGAGCGUUUCCAGUCACUUGUAUGGGCUAGGUCAAGUAUCAGAUGGGCAGCUGGAAUUCAAGCAUAGACUUGCAAUAGCUAUAGGGGCAGCUAAAGGUCUUGCUUAUCUUCAUGCUCUGAGACCUCGAUUAGUGCAUAAGAACUUCAAGACUACAAAUGUGCUGGUGGAUGAGAAUUUCAUAGCCAAGGUAGCAGAUGCAGGGCUUCGUAAUUUCCUGGGAAGAGGAGGUGAGGGUGGAGCGGGCCCUUCAACACAAGUGGCAGUUGACGAGAUAUAUCUUGCUCCAGAGGUGAGGGAGUUCAGGCAAUUCUCGGAGAAGAGUGAUGUGUACAGUUUCGGUGUGUUUGUGGUGGAGUUGAUCAGUGGAAAGGAAGCAUCAGACCAGAACAUGGCAGAAUGGGUACAAAGCAGUGUCGAGGGAGGCAUCAGCAGCCGAAUGGUUGAUGAGAGGUUGGGGAGCAGCUUCACGUCGGAAGGAAUGGAGGAGCUGAUGGGUUUGGCGAUUCGUUGUCUGGAAGGGUCAAGCGAGAGGCGGCCAGCAAUGAGCUACGUGGUGAUGGAGCUUGACCGGAUCCUGGAGAAAGAGAUGAAGGUCAGUACGGGGAUGGGGGAAGGUGCUGCCCCAACUGUGACUCUGGGUAGCCAGUUAUUCAGGCCUUCCCAAUAGAGAUCAAUGCAAUGCAUAUAGAAUCUGAGUUUUUUUCAGUGUGGGGAACAUAGGGUGGAGUGUGUGUAUUUAUUUUUCUUUCUCUGUGAUUAAAAGUUGUUUACUUCUUUAAAAUGAGAGGGUGGAUACAGGAGGAGAUCAGAAAAGACUACUGAGAGUAGCUGUUUGAUUAAUGGCAAUUGUAUAAAGAAGAGAAGAGAACAGCUGCUGCAUACAUUGUUGUCAUUACUAUUCUUUUUCAUCUUUUGGUGGUUUGGGGGAAAAAGAGAGGAUUUAUAUGGAGGGGGAUGUGUUCAUUUGUUGUAAAAUCAAAUAAUUUAAUCAUUAUUAAUGCUAAUUCGGUUGUUAUUGUCAAUUGCUUCAGUCUCAGACUGUGUGAAUGAGAAAGAAAGCUGAAAUUGUGUA